Daphnia carinata is the source of this 623-nucleotide messenger RNA. It is a transcript of the gene eIF1A, whose product is annotated as eukaryotic translation initiation factor 1A, X-chromosomal-like. NCBI's taxonomy places the organism in Eukaryota, Metazoa, Arthropoda, Branchiopoda, Diplostraca, Daphniidae. Gene Ontology annotation, cellular component: cytoplasm. Gene Ontology annotation, molecular function: translation initiation factor activity; RNA binding. The transcript has 3 exons. Gene Ontology annotation, biological process: translational initiation. The record is from RefSeq and is a predicted model, not a curated record. Bases 143 to 586 code for a protein of 147 amino acids.
GGCAACCAUGUCGUCGUCAGGCAGAAGUGUUUCAUUCCUUUUUGCUUCCUUUUUCACGUCCAUUGUAAAGUGACUGGCGUGGCGAGACAUAUGUGUGUGUCGAAAUCUCUGCUUUUUAUAAGUUUUCACAGCGAGAUUCAACAUGCCCAAGAAUAAAGGUAAGGGAGGUAAAAAUCGUAGGAGGGGAAAGAACGAGAAUGAAGCCGAGAAAAGAGAAUUGAUCUUCAAGGAGGAUGGCCAAGAGUACGCACAAGUGACGAAAAUGCUGGGAAACGGCAGGUUGGAGGCUAUGUGCUUUGAUGGCAUCAAGAGACUUUGCCACAUCAGAGGGAAGCUCAGAAAGAAGGUCUGGAUCAAUCAAGGAGAUAUUAUUCUGGUCGGUCUCAGAGACUACCAAGAUGCCAAAGCUGACGUUAUCCUCAAGUACAAUGCUGAUGAAGCCCGUAACUUGAAGACCUACGGUGAAAUCCCAGAUUCAGUGAAGGUCACAGACACUGUCAACUUUGUCGACGACGGCUUAGACGAUGAUAUCGAAUUCGGCGACGACUCUGGUUCCGGCGAAGAUGACGACAUUAACGACAUAUGAACACGCCUACUUAGGAAUUACAAUUCUUGUUCAUAAU